AAGCAGUUAGUCAGUCGAGCGGCGGAACGCAUGUCGCGCGUGAAUCGCGACAUUAAAAGGUCCCAAUUAUAAAAUAAAACGACUUAGCCGAUUUACAAGUGGCGGGAACAUUUGACGGCUGUCAACAUUUUUGUAAUAUCUUGUGUACGAAAAUUCCUGUGCUGUGUUUAAUAUUAAAUAAAUAUACGUGCUGCAUAUUUGAUUUCAAAUAAACGCCUGGAUAACUCGGUCAUUGGUUGCGCACGCGCAGCCGCUGGGCUCAGUCCGCGUCUGACCGUCGUGGUGUGCGGACCUUUAAAUGGAAAGGAUUUAGUGCUGUGUCUGUGUGUGUUUUUAUUAUUAUAUUAGUAAAUUAAAUAUAAUUGGGAAAAUCGAAAAGAAAAAUGCAGGGUCGUGACAAGUGGUGUGCUAAAUUGACGAGCGCCUUCCUGAGGAAGUGGUGGUUUGUGCUGGCUUCUGCUGUAGUGCUGCUGCUUCUGGGCAUCAUCUGCGCCAUAUUCUUCAGCAGCUGGGUACGAAUGCUGAUAGAUCAUGAGCUAGUGCUUCGCCCCGGCUCGAUGACCUUCGAGUGGUGGGCUCGGCCCCCGGUUCGUCCGUUUAUCCGCGUGUAUGUUUACAACGUGACCAACGCCGAUGAGUUCUUGAACAACGGUUCCAAGCCGAUCCUAGACGAACUCGGACCCUACGUCUACUCCGAAGAGUGGGAGAAGGUGAAUAUAACGGACAAUGAGAACGGGACCCUCAGCUUCCACUACAGGAGGACGUACACCUUCAUGCCGGAACUGAGCUCCGGUCCUGACGACGACUCGGUCGUUGUGCCAAAUAUUCCUAUGUUGAGCGCAACCUCACAAUCGAAGCACGCGGCUCGUUUUCUCCGGCUAGCCAUGGCUUCCAUCAUGGACAUCCUCAAGAUAAAACCCUUCGUGGAAGUCUCUGUGGGUCAACUGCUGUGGGGAUACGAAGAUCCGCUCCUUAAACUGGCCAAGGACGUCGUCCCCAAAGAACAGAACCUACCGUACGACGAGUUUGGUCUCUUCUAUGGGAAAAACGGCACGUCCCCGGACCCGGUGACCAUGUUCACCGGUAGCGAGGACAUCAGCAAGUACGGUAUAAUCCAACGCUACAACCACCGCGAGCGUCUCCCGCACUGGACCACGGACGAGUGCAACAGCCUCGCCGGCUCUGAUGGCUCUAUAUUCCCUCCCCACAUCACCAGGAACGACACGCUGGCUGUCUACGACAAAGACAUGUGCCGGCUUCUACCUCUGAGGUAUCUCAAAGACGUGGAAUCAGCCGCCGGCGUGGCCGGGUACCGGUUCACUCCGCCCGAGGACGUGUUCGCCGAAAACGAACACAACAAGUGUUACUGUCCCGCGGGACCCCCCUGCGCCCCCAACGGCCUGUUCAACGUGUCGCUGUGUCAAUACGAUUCUCCCGUCAUGUUGUCCUUCCCUCACUUCUACUUGGCCGAUGAAUCAUUUCGUGAAGCUGUGGAGGGGAUCUCCCCACCGGAUGCCGAGAAACAUAGAUUAUAUAUUGAUGUGCAACCGGAGAUGGGCACAGCUAUGAGAGCUCGCGCGAGGAUCCAGAUCAACCUGGCCGUGUCCCAGGUGUUGGACAUCAAGCAGGUCGCCAACUUCCCAGACAUCGUCUUCCCCAUACUGUGGUUCGAGGAGGGUAUAGACGAGUUGCCCGAGUCGGUGUCCUCCAUGCUGCGGCUGGCGACCAAGCUGCCUCCCAUAGCCAGGGCGGCGCUGGGAGGGGGGCUCACGGCGCUCGGCGCUCUACUGGUGCUGCUGGCGGUCACCUGCCUCAUACGAUCCUCUCAUCGUCAGAGCACGCUCCGCCUGGAAGGUCACGCGGUGGCCAAACCUCCGCCGGCCAACAACAAAGAGAACGGCUACGAACUGAACAGAAGGUAACGCGUGCCGCGAGCGCGUUGAAGAAAAAAAAACUACCAUUUAGUAGAAAAUAGACAAAAAAAACUACCAUACUACCAGCGCCACGCUGACAGACAAACGAUUUGGUUAUAUUUAGUCUAAGUUCGGGAACUGUAAGUCUCUGUUUAUUUAUCUGUAGCGCGUCUUAACCACCUCUUAAUGUUUUAAGUCUUCUGUUAUGUGAUAUUUUGAUUUCGAACAAAUUUCUACGUUGACAGUUUUUUGUAUAUAAUUUCAAUGUAUUUUUUUUUUUGGGGUCAGCCAUUUUUGUUUUCAUCGGCUCGGGGUUGCCAUCAACGAAAUGUAUAAAUACCAACUAGUCUGUAUCCGUCCUUAGGUUUUAGGUGUACUUUUUUUUUUACCUAAUUUCUUAGUCUCAUAACUAUUGGAGCGGUUAUCGUUAGUCAUAUUUAUAUUUAUAUCAAUACAUUUUCCAAUCAUUCUGGUAGCUGAUGUCGAGACUCGCAUCUUAUUGACAUUUCAAUGAAACAUAGUUUAAAAGAUUAUUUUUUUUAUCAUAUUAAAUGAGGUUCAACAACGACUUUGUUUUUAAUGGCAACACCGUGUUUUAAUUUUCAAGAUAUUUUUUUUUUAAACACUCUUAUAUGUUUUCUGUUUGUAUGAAUGUUGGUGGUAGAUAAAUUAUAUGUAACGGUGUUGCCAUUAGUUUUGCUCAAAUUCUGGACUUUAUUUAGACGUAAUGUAUGUGAAUGUUUAAAAUUGUAAAUAAAUGAAUAAAGGUGUAAGUUAUAA
Messenger RNA from Danaus plexippus (monarch butterfly), 2693 nucleotides. RefSeq names its product scavenger receptor class B member 1 (gene emp). Lineage: Eukaryota; Metazoa; Arthropoda; Insecta; Lepidoptera; Nymphalidae. The record is from RefSeq and is a predicted model, not a curated record. The transcript is spliced from 12 exons. The coding region runs from base 384 to 1922 and encodes 512 amino acids. Gene Ontology annotation, molecular function: scavenger receptor activity. Gene Ontology annotation, cellular component: membrane; cytoplasm; lysosome.